Mesorhabditis spiculigera is the source of this 717-nucleotide messenger RNA. The record is from the annotation of a GenBank genome assembly. Lineage: Eukaryota; Metazoa; Nematoda; Chromadorea; Rhabditida; Rhabditidae.
AUGCCUUCGAAGGACAGCGGGGAAGGGACUACAAAGAGAUCGGGCCGUCGUUCCGGCAAGGACAAAGGCGGUCGUGUCAAGGACGCCGAUGACAAAAAGACAGACGAUCCUGGAGAUAGCAAGGACACCAGCGGCAGCGGCAAGCGCGUAAAGAAGAAGAUUGAGCCACGCCAUGUGGCAACUGCAAGGAAAGAGCGAAAGAGGAGCGAUGACGAAGACGGGCAGACGAAGAUUACCCCGAUCAAGGCCGAUGAGUUCGAAGGGUCGAUGAAGAAUAAGAAGAAGAAGGGCGCCAGCGGACGUGGUUCGAAAGACAAAAAGGAAAAUGUCGCCGCCAUGACCAAAUUGGCUCAACCGACGGUGGCGAACCUAAUGGCCCAGACCGAGGCCCAUGGCGGCGUCACGGUUCAACCGAAUGCCGCCGCCCACAAGCUGAUGCGUGACUUGGACACGAUGGAUCAGACUGAAUUUGAGGCGAUCAACGCCAACGUCAACCCGGUGAAGUGCCCCGAGAAGGUGAACAUCAAAUGGAAGCAGGAGAAGGGUCAUCAGGAACCACAUCAUCAGGGGAAGCCGGCUGUGCUGCUUAACUCUUCAAUUGUUCAUCAAAAAAUUCUGCACGAAAAAUUUAAGUGUCAUCUACGGGGAUCACGAGGGACAUACGACGCUCAUGGCUCCAGCAGCACUGUGUUAAACAUGCCCUUGAAUAAAUUGUUU